Cydia splendana is the source of this 1365-nucleotide messenger RNA. RefSeq lists its product as uncharacterized. NCBI's taxonomy places the organism in Eukaryota, Metazoa, Arthropoda, Insecta, Lepidoptera, Tortricidae. The coding region runs from base 37 to 1071 and encodes 344 amino acids. The record is from RefSeq and is a predicted model, not a curated record. The transcript is spliced from 2 exons.
GUCAACCGAUACACCACAGUAAACAGCACCCAUGUAAUGAGUGGACAUCGCGCAAACAGAACUAUGUUGCACUACUGGCUUCUGCUGUCCUGGUUUGGCACAGCCAGCCUGCAAUAUAUCAACGUCGGGCCCACGCCAGACGCGCUCAUAGACCCCGUCCUCUCGACCUUCAACGUCCACGUCCCGUACGUCAACUACUACAACCCCCCGCUCCAAAGCGAUUUCCACGUGCAUAGGGAACCCAUCGACAACACAGACGUGUACAACCGAUUUUACCCAAGCGGGGACUAUCCGCCCGUCGAUCGAGAACGACGAAACAUAAAUGAAGAAUCAAAAGAUUGGUUACCGAAUAUACUAGACCGCGCAAUACAUACUGAAACUGAAGAGAGAGCCGUUACACCCCAAAUAAACCAAAAGUCCAACUCGGAUAAUGAAACGAAUACGGAGAUUUUGAGCCUUCGGAAAAGGAGCUUUAGCCCGUGGGGCGGCAAGCGGGCGGGAAGCGUCAAUGUCGAUCAGAUGUGGACCUGGAAGCGCGCCACUCGCAACAGGGAGCCCAGCAUGCCCAAACGGGUGCGCUUUAGCCCGUGGGGAGGAAAAAGGAGCGGACAAGUGCUAUACCAACCCGGCAGUAAAGUUAAGAGGGUAAUUUACUCAACUUCCAUACCGGCGCUCACUCGGAUCUUAUCCAACUAUUCGCCCUUGGACCGACCGUCAGAUAUGACUGAUUACCAAUUCAGACCAUCAUUAGACAAGCGGCAUCCGAUCAAAAUUCAAGUAAUGGGCGGUCAAUCAGAUCACGCACGCGAAGCGUUACCCUUUAAGAACUUCCUGUCAGCUUUACCAUCCUUGUUUAAGCCGGGUCAUCCAUACGCAGACUUGAAUUUGAAAAACGACGGCAAAAGAAAGGUCAUCUUUAGCCAAUGGGGAGGGAAGCGAACGGCACCCAUAAUUGGACCCAUAUGGACACCAGUUCUAGGCAAUGUGAAGGAGGCUACUUUAGAUGCCAUUAUACUUAUCAGGAAUAAUAAUAUUGACGAAGCGAAGGAAGAAUCGACAAAAGCAUUGUAAAAUGGAACAACUGUCAUGUAACUUCCGGACUAUUCAAAAUUCACUCCUUUCUUAGCGGCAUCGUGAUCUUUCAAAUGCUUUAUCUAGCUUGCUAUAUAAGCAUAAUAGUGCCAUAAAUAAGUUAAAAUAAGCAGAUUGAAGUUCGGGAGUUACAAAAUUUGUCGUCGACAAAAAGGCUGGGUUUGUCGAUUGACAGCGAACUGAAAAAUGCACUAAGUCAACAUUGUUAAGGUGUCGUAUUGUACUUAUUUAUUGAGCUAUCUUGUUAGAAAAUUAAAGAGAAUUAAUUAAGUU